Molecule: messenger RNA, 1698 nt
Organism: Dendronephthya gigantea
Lineage: Eukaryota; Metazoa; Cnidaria; Anthozoa; Malacalcyonacea; Nephtheidae
Product: excitatory amino acid transporter 3-like
Exons: 8
Coding region: 87-1679 (530 amino acids)
Biological process (GO): L-glutamate transmembrane transport
Cellular component (GO): plasma membrane
Molecular function (GO): L-glutamate transmembrane transporter activity; glutamate:sodium symporter activity; neutral L-amino acid transmembrane transporter activity
Source: RefSeq, a predicted model, not a curated record
CAAAACAGAUACGGACGAAGCGCUGAUAAAACAUGAACUGAAUAGAAAAACGAAAAUAUAGGCUCUGCCCGCAUGCUGCCUAGAAGAUGGCUCUCAAAGACAAACGUUGUCUACAAUGGUUGCGGCAAAAUCUUCUCCUGUUUCUUAUAAUGGUCGGAGUUUGUGCAGGUUUCAUUGUCGGGAUUCUGGUCAACGAUAGCGUUCAGAAAUCGACAGAUCCAACUCCAAAAGAAGUGGCCAUGUACAUAUCGUUUCCAGGAGAAAUUUUUAUUCGUAUGUUGAAAAUGAUAAUACUGCCUCUCAUUGUGUCGAGUAUUGUUGUCGCGGUCGCAGUUUUGGAUAACAAGUCAACGGGAAAGCUCGGGAAACGAGCUAUUAUUUACUAUAUGUCAACUACAGUUCUCGCUGUUAUUCUUGGUAUUAUCCUGGUGUCCUCCAUCAAACCUGGGGCAACGAAAUUUGCUGGAGAACCUAAAGAACAGCAGCACGUUGAAGCCGUGCAUUCUAUAUUUGACUUGAUCAGAAAUUGUUUUCCCGAUAAUAUUGUCGGCGCUACCUUUCAAUCUACCUCCACGAAAUAUAAAAAGAUUCCUACGGGAUAUAAAUUUACUAAUAAAUCUGCACAUGACUACAAAAACUCUGCGAAAAACCUGAGUAAAUUGUUAAGAAAUGGCUUUCUAAAUCCAUGGACUAUUUCACACAAGAAAGAUGUAUUCCAGAUGAUCGAAGAGUCGGGAUCAAAGUAUGAAUACGAUGGCCUCAUGUUAGAUGAUCGGUUGAAUAUCAUCGGAAUUCUGGUAUUCUCAAUUGCAUUUGGUGUAAUUUUAAGCAAAAUGGGUGAAAAAGGAAGACCAAUGACUGAAUGGUUUAGCAUAUUGUUGGAAGUAACGAUGAAGCUGGUGGAAAUUAUCAUGUGGCUUUCGCCAAUUGGUAUAUGUAGUUUAAUUGCAGGCAAGUUGGCUGCAAUGAAGAAUAUCCAGGAAAAUUUAGAAAGCUUGGGAUUGUACAUGCUGACUGUCAUAAUUGGACUUUUAAUUCAUGCUUUUAUCACUCUCCCGGUUAUUUACUUUGUCAUCGUCAGGAAGAACCCUCUUCGGUUCUUUCUUGGAAUGGGAAGUGCUUUACUAACUGCAUUUGGAACAUCCUCAAGCGCUGCAACGAUGCCGGAAACCCUAAGAUGUCUUGAACACAAAAACAACAUCGAUUCACGAGUUGCACAGUUCGUGAUUCCUAUUGGAGCGACCGUCAAUAUGGAUGGAACGGCUCUUUACGAAGCUGUAGCGCCAAUAUUUAUAGCUCAGCGCCAUUAUGGUGGCUCGAUUGAUUUUGGAAAGACACUUCUUGUGUGUAUAACAGCAACAAUUGCGUCUAUUGGAGCUGCUGGUAUACCAUCCGCUGGCCUUGUUACUAUGAUUCUGGUGUUGCAAGCAGUUGGUCUUCCGGCAGAUGACAUUGCUCUGAUUGUUGCAGUGGAUUGGUUUCUGGACCGCAUUCGGACUGCUGUUAAUGUUUGGGGUGAUUCUUUGGGAGCGGCUAUUGUUGAACAUCUUUCACGCAAAGAUCUUCUUAGUUCGGACUAUGGGAUUGAAUCUCCUCCAUCUGCCGUGGAUCAAGCAAAGCACGAAGAGGAAGAGGCUAUUCCACUCGAGAAUGCUACAGAUGAGUUCACAUAUUUGUAACCGCAUGUUCAUACGACAU